AUGUCCAACCAAAUCGCCGAUGGCUUGAAGAACCUCACUCUCAACUCACCAGACGAGCCCACCUUCUCCCCCUUUCCCAAACUCGUCAACCCUCCCGCCAACGUCCCACCUUCCGACACCGAACUCGAAGCCACGCUGGAAAAUGCGCGCACCCUCGUCCUCAACUCCAACGACCCGGAGAUGCAGCUGGCAUGGGCCGCAGAUGCCCUGGUAUACGUGGGAGUGUGCGCGGACAAUGAAGAGCGACUGGCGGCGGCGAAACCACACUCCUCCCGACCCGCGACACCACGCAUCGAGCACGGAUUGCGCGUAGAUGCAAUGAACAUUGUCACCUUCCUCGCCGAACAGCACCAUCCCAAAGCAGAGUUCCUCAAGGGCAUGUGGUUGGAGUGGGGCCGAUUCGGACAGCGCGAGGAUAAGAAGGAGGCUUUUCGCUGCUACUCGCGCGCGGCGGAUCGGGGCUAUGCGAGGGCAGAGUACCGCAUUGGCAUGCUUUAUGAAUCGUACAAUGAUCCUGCCAAGGCCCUCCGGCAUUACCACCGAGGGGUGGAGGCGGGUGAUGCGGCGUCGUGCUACAGACUCGGCAUGAUGACGCUUCGGGGGCAGCAUGGACAGCAGCAGGAUUACGGCAAAGCCGUCGAUCUAAUUCGCAAGUCGGCCAGUAAAGCAGACGAGAACGCGGCGCAGGGAGCAUAUGUGUAUGGCAUGCUGCUCGCCCGUCAACUACCGCAAAUCAACAUCCCGGAGUCCAUUCUCGCACCCGACGAACAGCAAGCGCGCGUCAACAUUGAAAAGGCGGCAUAUCUCAAAUUCGCCAAAGCCCAGCUCAAAAUGGGAUCAGCAUACGAACUCGCCUCUCUGGGCUGCGAAUUCAACCCCGCUCUCUCCAUGCACUACAAUGCCCUGGCUGCAAAGCAAGGCGAGGCGGAAGCAGACAUGGCGCUGAGCAAAUGGUUUCUCGUCGGCUCCGAAGGUCUCUUCCCCAAGAACGAAGAGCUGGCGUAUACCUACGCCGAACGCGCGGCACAAAACAGCCUGGCGACUGCCGAGUUUGCCCUGGGCUACUUCAACGAGAUUGGCGUCUAUGUCCCGGUCAAUCUCGACAAGGCGCUCGAGUGGUAUCACAAAGCGGCGAAGCAUGGCAACGCGGAUGCGACUGCGCGGGUGGAUGCGCUGUCUAAGAAGCAGACGCUCUCCCGUCGAGACCACGAGCAGGUUGCGGUGUCGAGGAUCAAGUCGCAGCAUGGAUCGAUGAGAGGCGCGCGCCCCGAACGACUUCGACAGCAGACUCCUCGCCUGUCCAAGCUGUCCGAGACGUCUGAGCCGCAACCCAGCAGAGGCAGAACUCCUUAUCCCGACGAUUCUCGACCCGCUGUCAUGCCGGACAUUCGAGCGGCGUCAAGUACUCCGUAUCCACUGGACGACGGACCACCAAGACCGAUUCCCCAAACCUACAACACUUUCCAACAGCCCCCUCGACCGGCAACAGUGCUCAACGCUGAAGUGCGACCCAACAGCGCCUACCAGAACCGACGCCCCGUUUCCAGCUCAGGUGCUCCCCCGCAGCACGGCGGCCCAGUUCUCUUCGCCGGCCAAUCGCUCGAUUCAGCCGCUCGCCCAUCCGGUCCCGCCACUCGCCCUGCUCAACCCCAGCACGCAUCCUCCCUCCCGCCUGCCUCUGCAGCCAAACCCCCGCCGCGAAUAGGCUCCAUGCCAGCAACGGCAUCCCGACCUUCGACGAGCGGGGGACGACCGGCACAACGACCUCCCAUGCCGCCUGUACCCAAACCUGGAGCCGGAAUGGGGCUCCAGCCUGCUGCCACUGCGCCGGCGAAGACGAGUGCAGCUGCGCGCCCGCCGGGCAAGGGACCCAAGACGUUUGACGAGAUGGGCGUUCCGGCUACGAAGCAGGAUAGCGAUUGUGUUGUUAUGUGA
Messenger RNA from Neohortaea acidophila, 1935 nucleotides. RefSeq lists its product as uncharacterized. The coding region runs from base 1 to 1935 and encodes 644 amino acids. Lineage: Eukaryota; Fungi; Ascomycota; Dothideomycetes; Mycosphaerellales; Teratosphaeriaceae. The record is from RefSeq and is a predicted model, not a curated record. Gene Ontology annotation, molecular function: protein binding. The transcript is spliced from 2 exons.